This is a messenger RNA of Drosophila albomicans, 1212 nucleotides long. Its product is annotated as ras-related protein Rab-5A-like. The record is from RefSeq and is a predicted model, not a curated record. Bases 615 to 1205 code for a protein of 196 amino acids. Lineage: Eukaryota; Metazoa; Arthropoda; Insecta; Diptera; Drosophilidae. Gene Ontology annotation, molecular function: GTPase activity; GTP binding. The transcript is spliced from 4 exons.
UUUAAUAACUUCCACAAUUUUUAUCUGAUCGUAACCAAAUUUUCAGGGAUAAUAACUACUAUAGUUAUUACUGUAUAUACCAAAAUUCGUAACUUUACGCUUGUUAUUCGAUUUUUUUGAUUUGCGGGGGCGGAAGUGGGCGUGGCAAAAAUUUGAAACAAACUUGAUCUGCGUGCAAGCAUAACACUUGCUGUCGAAAAUUAUAGCUCUAUAUCUGAUAGUCUCUGAGAUCCAGUGUUUCAUACGGACGGACGGACAGACGGACAUGGCUAGAUCGUCUCGGCUGUUGACGCUGAUUAAGAAUAUAUAUAGUUUAUAGGGUCGUAGAUGCCUCCUUCUACCUGUUACAUACACUUCCUGCCGACACAAAGUUAUAAUACCCUUCUACCCUAUGGGUAGCGGGUAUAAAAAUGAAUCAUAAUUAUAUUGCAUUUCUUCACUUCAUAUCAAAUCGUAAAUUUUUACACCGCUUUUAGCUAUACAUAGUUUAAUUGUGAUAUAUUUAGUUAUUUACUGAGAACAAUGGAGUCUGGAGCUGUUUCCUAUGCGGUGGCUCAGUUCGAAUUAUACGCUUUAGGAGGAGAGAGCUUAGCUCCAUUAUAAGAGGGCAGGAGAUGGGCAAAUCGAUGGAAGUGUCUUGGGUGAUGGAUCACUACAGAGUUGUUAUUUUAGGUGCUGCUGAAGUGGGAAAAACAUCGCUGAUUGCAAAUUACACGCAAGGCAAGGAUCUGAGUUAUAAGGAAACGACACUGAUUUCCUCUUACUAUUCAAUUUAUCCGGAGAAGACGAUAAGAUUAGAUUGUUGGGAAUUGGCUGGAAAUGAGCGCUGGCAUCAAUUGGCGCCCUUUUAUUAUAAGGGUGCCCAGGCAGCGCUCGUUGUGUACGAUGUGCAGCAUCCUCAGAGUCUAUGGACUGCCAAAGAGUGGAUCAAGGAAAUGCAAAAUAAGGUAUCUCGUGAUAUUAUCAUAGCUAUAAUUGGCAAUAAAUCAGAUCUAUGGGAUGAAUCUUGCAUCGAUUCUAUAGAGGUCCAAAAUUAUGCUUUCGAACAUGGUUUUAUAUUCAUUGAGACGUCUGUUAAAACGGGUCAAAAUAUAAAUGAACUGUUUGCAACAAUAACACAAGAACUGAAGACUAGGAAAACUCCGAUGUGUUACAAAGCAGUAGAAAAAGAAGAAGUAUCAAAGCACAGAUGUGGGUGCAUCUAAAUAGAGG